UGUUAGAGUGCUCCCCUCCCUCCGUUGGCUGGAUUCCUGUGAGGGCAGGGCAGCAGUUAGGGAUAAAUCUCAGAGCUCUGUGUACACAGUACAGCACGCUUGGACUUCCAAGCAAAGACGGAUCUGUACAUGUAUGUGUGUACCUGCUGUGCCUGGCGCCGAGGGAAGCUCUUUGCCGGACUCGACUCUUCCACCGGAAAUCGCCUUUUCUCAAAGGAGCUGUGUCCUGUGCACUUACAGCCAUGGGUCAGUCUUCUUCUAAACCUGAUGCAAAGGCCCAUAAUAUGGCCUCCAGCUUUAAUGAGUUCUUCAAGAGUUUCAAAAUGGAAAGUAAAGUCCUUUCUGAGGAGACCAUCAAUUCAAUUCAGUCCCGUGUGCAAGAAGGAGACAUACAGAAGGCGAUUUCUAUAAUCAAUGCUGCCUUGGCAGACAUUGAGAAAGCCCCCCUGAACAUCGCAGUGACAGGGGAGACGGGGACAGGAAAGUCCACUUUCAUUAAUGCCCUGAGGGGAGUAGGGCAUGAAGAGAGUGAGUCAGCUAAGAUUGGAGCAGUGGAGACAACCAUGGAUAGGGGGAAAUACACCCACCCUAAGUUCCCUAACGUGACCAUCUGGGACCUCCCUGGGGUCGGGACAUGUAACUUCAAACCAGAAGAAUAUCUGAAGAAGAUGGAGUUCCAGAAGUAUGACUUCUUCCUUAUCAUCUCAGCUACUCGCUUUAGAGAGAAUGAUGCCCAGCUGGCCAAAGCAAUCAAAAAAAUGAAAAAGAACUUCUAUUUUGUUCGAACAAAAAUUGACAGUGAUUUGUGGAAUCAGAAGAAGUGUAAACCCAAGUCCUACAAUAAGGAAAAAAUCCUGGAGGAAAUUCGCAAAGACUGUGUGGAGAAGCUGCAGAACGCUCGGGUGGCCUCUGCUCGAGUCUUCUUAGUCUCCAGCGUUGAGGUAGCACAGUUUGACUUUCCUCAGCUGGAGUCCACCCUUUUGGAAGAGCUGCAGGCGCACAAGCGUCACGUCUUCAUACAGUGCCUCCCUAACAUUACCGAGACUGCUAUUGACCGCAGGAGGGAUGCCCUGAGACAGAAGAUCUGGCUGGAGGCUCUGAAGUACGGCGCGUCGGCCACCAUCCCCAUGAUGUCUUUCUUCAAUGAUGACAUCGAGGAGCUCGAGAAGAUCCUGACCCACUACAGGAGUAGCUUUGGGCUGGAUGACGAGUCGCUGAAAAACAUGGCCAGUGAGUGGUCCAUGUCUGUGGAGGAGCUGAUGUCCUUCAUUAAGUCGCCCCAUUUGCUGUCAUGUGAGAUGAAUGAAUCUGUGUCAGACAAGAUGGUGAAAAUCAUGGAGAAAAUUUUUGCUGUCACUGGUGGAUUUGUAGCCACUGGCCUUUACUUUAGAAAGAGUUACUACAUGCAAAAUUAUUUUCUUGACACAGUGUCCGAGGAUGCUAAAAUUCUACUUAAGAAAAAAGUCUUUUUGCAGGGCAGUGAGGACUCUGAGUAAGGCUCUAACGAUGGAGAGGAUGAGGCAGCUGGCCUGGGACUUAGGUGACUGCACUGUUUUCAGGACACUGGAGAGACGACUUAGGGUGUUCUGAAGCACCCUGGCCAGGCUGCGAUGUCUCUUAGGCUUUGUGACCCUUGGGAAAGUAGAGGUAUCAGAAUUAUGUCACAUGGUGGUAAUGUCAUGCCCAGCAUGAGUCUUGGACAAUGUGCCAGUACAAACUUUCUGGGCACAGAGUUUCCAGAAAUGAUUUUGUUUUGUUUUUAGAUAGGAUCUUCCUAUGACUCUCCUGGAUCUUCUCCUCUUCAGAAGUAGAUCAGGCUGGCCUCGAACUCAGACAGAAAUUCUCCUGCCUCUUGAGUUCUG
This is a messenger RNA of Rattus rattus (black rat), 1862 nucleotides long. RefSeq names its product T-cell-specific guanine nucleotide triphosphate-binding protein 2-like. NCBI's taxonomy places the organism in Eukaryota, Metazoa, Chordata, Mammalia, Rodentia, Muridae. The transcript has 2 exons. The record is from RefSeq and is a predicted model, not a curated record. The coding region runs from base 243 to 1496 and encodes 417 amino acids. Gene Ontology annotation, molecular function: GTP binding; GTPase activity. Gene Ontology annotation, cellular component: endoplasmic reticulum membrane. Gene Ontology annotation, biological process: cellular response to interferon-beta; defense response.